GCGGCGCGGCUGGAGCGGCCGGACCGUCCGGCCGCCGGGAGCGCGCAGGAGCCCGCGGGCCGCGCCGACAGCGCCGGGACCCCGCGCCAGGGGUUCUGAGCGGCGCGGGCGGACCCAAGCCCCCAGCCCGCUGCGCCGCUGCCCGCCGGGCCCCGGGAGCGGCGGCCAAGAUGUCCGUGCCGAACGUGCUGGCCAAAGCCCUCUAUGACAACGUGGCCGAGUCCCCGGAUGAGCUUUCCUUCCGCAAGGGCGACAUCAUGACGGUGCUGGAGCGGGACACGCAGGGCCUGGACGGCUGGUGGCUUUGCUCACUGCAUGGGCGCCAAGGCAUCGUGCCGGGGAACCGCCUCAAGAUCCUGGUGGGCAUGUAUGACAAGAAGCCAGCAGGGCCUGGCCCCGGCCCGCCCACCACUCCGGCCCAACCCCAGCCCGGCCACCCUCAGGGCCUCCACGUCGCGGUGCCCCCAGCCUCCCAGUACACGCCCAUGCUCCCUGCCGCCUACCAGCCCCAACCUGACAGCGUCUACCUGGUGCCCACCCCCAGCAAGGCUCAGCAAGGCCUCUACCAAGCCCCCGGACCCAGCCCUCAGUUCCAGUCGCCCCCGGCCAAGCAGACGUCCACGUUUCCAAAGCAGACGCCCCAUCACCCGUUUCCCAGCCCCGCCACUGACCUUUACCAGGUGCCACCAGGACCCGGAAGUCCUGCCCAGGACAUUUACCAGGUGCCACCUUCUGCUGGGAUAGGGCAUGACAUCUACCAGGUCCCCCUGUCCAUGGACACACGCAGCUGGGAGGGGACAAAGACCCCGGCAAAGGUGGUGGUGCCCACCCGAGUAGGGCAGGGCUACGUCUACGAGGCCUCCCAGCCGGAGCAGGAUGAGUAUGACAUCCCACGCCACCUGCUGGCCCCGGGACCCCAGGACAUCUACGAUGUGCCCCCUGUUCGGGGGCUACUUCCCAACCAGUAUGGCCAGGAGGUGUAUGACACACCCCCCAUGGCUGUCAAGGGUCCCAAUGGCCGAGACCCAUUGCUGGACGUGUACGACGUGCCCCCCAGCGUGGAAAAGGGCCUGCCACCAUCCAGCCACCACGCGGUGUACGAUGUUCCGCCCUCGGUGAGCAAGGACGUCCCCGACGGCCCGCUGCUGCGUGAGGAGACCUAUGACGUGCCCCCCGCCUUCGCCAAGGCCAAGCCCUUUGACCCAGCCCGCCACCCGCUGGUCCUUGCUGCGCCCCCUCCAGAUUCCCCGCCAGCCGAGGACGUGUAUGACGUCCCACCCCCUGCUCCCGACCUCUACGACGUGCCCCCUGGCUUGCGGCGGCCCGGCCCCGGGACCCUGUACGACGUGCCCCGUGAACGGGCGCUUCCUCCUGAGGUAGCCGACGGCGGCGUGGCUGACGAUGGCGUGUACUCAGUGCCACCCCCAGCUGAGCGCGAGCCCCAAGCCGAUGCCAAGCGCCUGUCGGCUUCAAGCACUGGCAGCACACGAAGCAGCCAGUCUGUGUCCUCCCUGGAGGUGGCAGGGCCGGGCCGGGAGCCCUUGGAGCUGGAGGUCGCUGUGGAGACCCUGGCGCGGCUACAGCAGAGUGUGAGCACGACUGUAGCCCACCUCCUGGACCUGGCAGGCAGUGCUGGUGGGGCCGGGGGCUGGCGCAGCACCCCCGAGCUGCAGGAGCCACCGGUGCAGGACCUGCGGGCCGCUGUGGCUGCUGUCCAGGGCGCUGUCUACGAGCUGCUGGAGUUUGCCCGCAGUGCUGUGGGCAACGCCGCCCACACAUCUGACCGUGCUCUGCAUGCCAAGCUUAGCAGGCAGCUGCAGAAGAUGGAGGACGUGUACCAGACACUGGUGGCACACGGUCAGGCCCUUGACAGUGGCCGGGGAGGCCCAGGAGCCACCCCUGAAGACCUGGACCGCCUGGUGGCCUGCUCGCGGGCCGUGCCCGAGGACGCCAAGCAGCUGGCCUCCUUCUUGCACGGCAAUGCCUCACUGCUCUUCAGACGGACCAAGGCCCCUGCCCCAGGGCCCGAGGGGGGUGGCCCCCUGCACCCCAACCCCACUGACAAGGCCAGCAGCAUCCAGUCACGGCCCCUGCCCUCACCACCCAAGUUCACCUCCCAGGACUCGCCGGAUGGGCAGUACGAGAACAGCGAGGGGGGCUGGAUGGAGGAUUAUGACUACGUCCACCUGCAGGGGAAGGAAGAGUUUGAGAAGACGCAGAAGGAGCUGCUAGAAAAGGGCAACAUCGUGCGGCAGGCGAAGAGCCAGCUGGAGCUGCAGCAGCUGAAGCAGUUUGAGCGCCUGGAGCAGGAGGUAUCACGGCCCAUAGACCACGACCUGGCCAGGUGGACACCAGCGCAGCCCCUGGGCCCAGGGAGGACAGGCAGCCUGGGGCCCUCGGACCGGCAGCUGCUGCUCUUCUACCUGGAGCAGUGCGAGGCCAACCUGACCACACUGACCAACGCCGUGGACGCCUUCUUCACCGCCGUGGCCACCAACCAGCCACCCAAGAUCUUCGUGGCGCACAGCAAGUUCGUCAUCCUUAGCGCCCACAAGCUGGUGUUCAUCGGGGACACGCUGUCGCGGCAGGCCAAGGCAGCCGACGUGCGCAGCCAGGUGACCCACUACAGUAACCUGCUGUGUGACCUCCUGCGCGGCAUCGUGGCCACCACCAAGGCUGCUGCCCUGCAGUACCCAUCGCCCUCCGCUGCCCAGGACAUGGUGGACAGGGUCAAGGAGCUGGGCCACAGCACCCAGCAGUUCCGCCGGGUCCUGGGCCAGCUGGCAGCUGCCUGAGAACAGGUGACCAGGAGGACAUGAGGGGGGCGGUGAUGGUCCAAGCUACCCCAGGCGCCCAUCUGAAGAGUCGAUGUGCCACAGGCUUGGGGACAGGCAACCCCAGCUCUGCCUUGGGCCUGGUGCCCCAGACUGUCCAGGGAUUUAUACGUAUUUAUGACAGGGCAGGAUGUGGGACGGCCUCAGAGGAGCUGGUGCCGAGGGCUGGCUGGCGGUCUUCCCUGCGUGCACUGUGGCCGGGGAGGGUCACCAUGCCAGGGACUGUGGCCGGGGGCAUGAGGAUCCCUCAACCCACAGGGCCGUGUGUGACCCCUCGGGCUGACCCUGGCCCCCCACCAGGGCAAGUGCAGCUAUCACAUGUCCUUUCUCUGCACCAGGAGAAAACCCUAAAGAACUAUUUUUCAUUAUUGAUUUUCCAAUCAUUUGACGAAUAGUCUACAUUUAAAUAAAAUUUUAAAAAUGCAAAGCA
Molecule: messenger RNA, 3264 nt
Organism: Propithecus coquereli (Coquerel's sifaka)
Lineage: Eukaryota; Metazoa; Chordata; Mammalia; Primates; Indriidae
Gene: BCAR1
Product: breast cancer anti-estrogen resistance 1
Exons: 7
Coding region: 171-2795 (874 amino acids)
Biological process (GO): cell surface receptor protein tyrosine kinase signaling pathway; cell migration
Cellular component (GO): cytoplasm; plasma membrane; focal adhesion
Molecular function (GO): protein binding
Source: RefSeq, a predicted model, not a curated record